AUGGUCGACGUUCGGACCAUCCGGGGCCAACUCACACAUGCCACCCAGUCCGCCCGCAUCGUCGUACGCUGUCUCCAUGGUGGAAGGGACACACAAGAUUCGUCGCAACGAGCGAUUAUGCUCCUAGUCGACAUCCAGGACUCUUUAUUUCGUCUAAAAGACCAGAUCAGCUGGGGGGAGGAAACAUGGUUCGUGGAACCGGCGCGGCUGGCCGCUCUCGCCGAAUUGCUCGAGUGUUUUGAGUCAACCAUGAGGUCCAUUGAGCUCUUCUUUCAAGCUGGCGGGGUGGGAGUAUCGUAUUAUCGGAAGAAUUUGCUGGAGCGCACAUUUUCGCCGCGCUUGGAGCAGUACAAGGUUCUGCUGUUGCUGUCCUUGCAGCCGGAGUCGAGUGAACGGUCGUCGUUGGAUCGGAAGAUUAGAUUUAGUUUGACGGCCGCGCGAGAUGUGGAAUCUGCGACCCAACCGGACGUCCAAUUCGACGAACGAACCUCUGCAAUCGUCGAACGCCAGGAACAGGCCAAUGGAUAUUCGAUCAUGAGGAGUAUAAACGUUGGCUGCUGGGUUCUUUCAAGACACUUUAUUGCGUUGGGCCGCAGAACGUUUACGUCUCCGGAUGUUGCGACCGUAUUCAUCUAUUGCCAAGACGAAAAGGAAAAGGAACAAACAACUCUAGAAUUAUUACAGAUUAUACUUGCGCAGCUCGUCUACCGCAGGCGAAGCUGCUCCCCCGCAUCUUCCUCGUUGUUUCAGUCUGAGGCACAGAUUAAGGGGAAGGCCUCGCCAAAGGCAUACCAAAAUGCCAUUCGCGCAGAAGUAGACCGGUUUUCAAAAGUUUUCUUCGUCAUUGAUGGUUUGGACUUGUUUUCGGAUAAAGAUCGUUUUCUCACUCGGCUGCAAAAGCUCCCCGAGCAAGUGCAACUUCUCGUUACCCUCCGUGAAGCCACCCAGGUUGGGGACGCCGCGUAUAUUACCGUCCUUGCACCUCCGGACGACCUUCAUCUCUAUGCUGUUUCCAGGAUUCAGCAGGAUUCGAACCUCCAUGCGCUUCUCACCAGGAGCUCAAGCCCGCGCUUGUACGAGGAUGUCAUUGAUACCGUGGUUGAAAGAAGCCGUGGAGUAUUUUUGAUGGCGAAAAUUCAUCUCGAUCUCCUGUCCCGAUACCAAGACAAGAGAAUACUCGAAAGAGCCUUGUAUCACCUACCGCGGACCCUACCAGAUGCUUAUGGAGAAGCUAUGAAGCAGGUAGUGAGCCGCAAUCCCACCGCCACUCGUUACGUUUACUGGACGUUAUACGCCCUUAGGCCGUUGUCUGUUUCUGACCUGAGAUACGCGACAAACACGGCCAGCGACGAACAUGAAUUCGAUGCCAUUGAUUUUGAGCACACCCUGCAAAGGGAUAGCGGUGGGAUUCUGACUGUUGAUGGUGUGUCCGGCAAUGUCUGUUUUAUACAUAGGACAGCAAGAGAGUAUUUGAGUGGCGCCGCUGCUAGGGUAUUCUUCCCAACUGCCCAGAAUGAGAUUGCCGAAGCUUGUCUGGCUGCGAUCACGGCAGACGAAGUAAUCGAUGAUUGCUACUAUAACGGUGGAAAUGCACCCCGGAGUACCGACAACGGUUUUAUCGAUUAUGCUGCGAAGCACUGGGGUGACCACUCACGCGAUAUCCCCGAGGAGGAAAAGGCCAUCCAGGUACUGAUCAAGACCUUUCUAAAUAAGUUACUCUGGCGGCGUCCGCCGUUGCAGGUUCUCACGAACGAACCUCGAAUACCGUCAGAGCUAGGGCUAGGGAAGUACCCACAAGAUUGGACUCCUCUACAUGUCCUGGCUUACUUUGGCAUCGUCGUCAAAUCACAGCGCCUCCUCGUACAGGGAGCGGAGAUCGACGCGAACGACAACUCAUAUAAAAUAACUCCACUUCACUGCGCAGCCAGUCGCGGAAAUGAGGAGAUGGUGGAGUUUCUGCUGGACAACGGAGCGGAUGGCAACGCUGUGGCCCGAGAUGGCAGCACAGCCCUGCAUUUAGCUACUCAGUACAAUCAGCGAAAAGUCAUGAAAAUGCUUUUGACUCGGCGGGUGAACUCUCAGAUUGCAAACAAGGAGGGUGCGACGAGUCUCCAGCUCGCUGUGACGACGGAAUGGGAUGAGGCUACCGUGCCCCUGCUUGUGAAGAACAAGGUCGAUGUCAAUAUCCGGAACAUCAAAACUGGAGACACGGCACUCCACCUUGCGAUUGAAUGGAGACGCCAGCGUAUCAUCUUAUACCUCCUUGACCGAGGGGCGUCGAUUGAAAUGACCAAUGAAGACGGACUAACGCCUCUUCAGCUGGCAGUCAAGGUAGACAACUGCGACGCAAUCGCUUUGCUCCUUCAGCGCUGCGCGCAAGUUGAAGCCCGCUCACUGUCUGGCUUCACAGCCCUUCAGCUAGCUGCGCAGGAAAAGCACUGGGUUGCCUUUGACCUCCUGGUCAUCGGCGGAGCCGACAUCAACGCCUGGAGCAAGGAAGGUGAGACUCUACUCCAUGAGCAAGCGCGAAAGGCCACCAGCCCAUCCGUCGCCCUGAAGCUUCUUGAACAAGGCGCCAAUAUCGAAGCCAUUACCGCCCAACGGGGGUAUACACCCCUCCACUGUGCCGCCGCCGCAGGAAACAAGGAGAUGUUCAUGUUUUUACUCAAGCGCGGCGCCAAAAUCAGUACACUCACCGCAAGAGGCGAGUCUAUCCUCCAUCUCACGCCUCCCCUCAACGACGACUGUCUCGACAUCCUCCGCACAGCACUAGACUACGAUCUUGACACCAAUGCCUCCACAGCAGAGGGCUGGACACCCCUUCAUCAAGCCAUCUACGUUGGUUCCAGCCCAGAAAAAUCGCCAGAAUUCAUUCACCUCCUUCUUCAACACGACGCAGACGUCACCGCACGCAUCCCCACACCUUCCGCAGAGACGGCCCUCCACCUCGCCGCAACAGCAAUAAACCCCCUCCCGGAAAUCAUCCCACUACUCCUCUCCUCCGGCGCCGAAAUCAACGCCCUGACCGCAGACGGCAAAACAGCACUCCAUCUCGCCGCCGAGCGCGGCCGCGAAUCCAUCUUCCGCCUCCUCUACGACGCCGGCGCGGACGGCUCGUUUGAAGCCCCAGAUAGCGCAAAGGCAGACGAUGGACACGGCGGCGGGAUUGGUAAUACGGCGUUUGAGGUCGCGCUCCGCAACCCGCUUGGGCGACUUUGGUUCGAUUCUGAGGGGAAGCUGAGGCCGCCGACGACCAAGCUAGAUCUUUUGAAGAGGGAGAGUGUCGGGACUGUUAUUGACGAUGGGGCGACGGAGAGUCGGUUCGACGACGACGAUACGACUGAGGAUGAGGAGGAGGAAGACGAUGAGACGGAGGAAAGUAUGAGCGAGAGCGAGUGUCAGAGCCAGAGCGAAAUUGACCUUGAGGAGAGUACGCGUGGGAGGACUAGGAGUAGGGGGGACCAAAAGGCAAAUGGAGCUGUUACGGGCGUUGGCAUUUCGGUGGUUAGAUAUGAGACACCGUAUGUUAUUGUGUGA
This is a messenger RNA of Aspergillus calidoustus, 3537 nucleotides long. Lineage: Eukaryota; Fungi; Ascomycota; Eurotiomycetes; Eurotiales; Aspergillaceae. The record is from the annotation of a GenBank genome assembly.